AUGACUCGCUUUGGAUUCCUCUCUCUGGCCCUUCUCUCGCUCCAGACCUUUGUCGGCACCGGCUUUGCAGCUGAUGCUGAGAAGGUCGCGGAGGCUGAGUCCCCCAGUCUCGCCGUCUCGGCGCAGGCUUCUUUCCCGGCCUCUGAGAUCUUCGGCGUGAAGCUCGUUAACGGUCACCCAACCCAGGCGCUGAUCGAUUUCACCAACGACGAGCCCAACCCUGUCACAGUCAAUUUCGUCGGAGGCAGCCUGUGGAGCCUCGAUCAGGAGCAGAGCAAGAAUGUCCGCAACCUGACCGCCACGCGGUACGGUGUCGAGAUCCCCGCGAACUCGAAGGAGACGAUCAGCUACAGCUUCGCGACUGAGAUGCACCCGGUGGAUGUCCGUCUGAACAUCGCCGCCGUCAUGUCGGACAGCGAGGGCCAGUUUUUCACCGUCCAGGCCUUCAAUGGCACUGUGAGCGUGGUGGAACCUGAGACCAGCUUCUUUGACCCCCAGAUUAUCUUCCUCUACUUCUUCCUUCUGGCCUGCUUUGUCGGCGUGGUGUACUUUUUCUAUACCGUCUGGCUCGCGCCCUACUUCCCUCAGAAGCGCAAGGGCGGCAAGACCGGUGAGAAGAAGACCCCUGCCAAACGUGAGAUCGUCGAGGAGAGCACCAGCCCUGCUGUCGCCUCGGCCACCACCUACAACGCCGACUGGAUCCCUGCCCACCACAUCAACCGUCCGGAGCCCCGGAAGGUUAAGGGCAGCAAGUCCAAGGCCCGCGUGUAA
This is a messenger RNA of Penicillium canariense, 771 nucleotides long. Its product is annotated as putative translocon-associated protein, alpha subunit. The transcript has 3 exons. Bases 1 to 771 code for a protein of 256 amino acids. Gene Ontology annotation, cellular component: endoplasmic reticulum; endoplasmic reticulum membrane. The record is from RefSeq and is a predicted model, not a curated record. NCBI's taxonomy places the organism in Eukaryota, Fungi, Ascomycota, Eurotiomycetes, Eurotiales, Aspergillaceae.